ACCGCCUCGGCAUCUCAUCAAACCAAACCAAGACAACCUUCACUUUUCCACUCACACAAACACGUCCCGAGAACACACACAGCGCGUCCGAAGAUGAGCGUGGAGAUACUGGACGGGAGCACGGUCCGGAGCUUCGUGGAGGACGAGCGCGCCUUCAACUCGUCGGUGGACGGCCGGUUCGCGGCGCUGGACGCCGACCGCGACGGCCUGCUCUCCUACGCGGAGAUGGCCGGGGAGCUGAUGAGCCUGCGGGUGCUCGAGAAGCACUUCGGCGUGGACGAGGCCGCCGUGGGCGCCGACGAGCUCGCGGGGCUGUACCGCGGCCUGUUCGCGCGGUUCGACAGGGACGGCAGCGGCAAGGUGGACCAGCAAGAGUUCCGGGCGGAGAUGAGGGAGGUGAUGCUCGCGGUGGCCAACGGGCUCGGCUUCCUGCCCGUGCAGAUGGUCGUCGAGGAAGGCAGCUUCCUUAAGGUGGCCGUCGACAGGGAGCUCGGCCAGCUCGCGAAAGCUGCCUAAAGUUCACGGUCUACUGCUUGUUUGAAGAGAUUUUGAUGUGUUUCCUAUUCAUAACUGCAAUUUUGCACUGAGCUAUAUCCGGGAUUGGAACCAGGAUUAUGUCACAACUCGAGCGUGAUUAGUGCGUUCUAGAGCAACUUCUUUGUAUUUUCAUUUCUUUUGAUUUUUUUCUAAUGAAAUUUGCAUGAGUUCAUAUGAUGAAAACUAUAGAUCAUAUGUGUAAUGCAACUCGAAAGACUAAAUCUAGACAAGUCUCACGCCCUA
This is a messenger RNA of Phragmites australis (common reed), 780 nucleotides long. RefSeq lists its product as uncharacterized. The transcript has a single exon. The record is from RefSeq and is a predicted model, not a curated record. Gene Ontology annotation, molecular function: calcium ion binding. Lineage: Eukaryota; Viridiplantae; Streptophyta; Magnoliopsida; Poales; Poaceae. The coding region runs from base 94 to 516 and encodes 140 amino acids.